Messenger RNA from Frankliniella occidentalis (western flower thrips), 2923 nucleotides. Its product is annotated as transmembrane protein 17-like. NCBI's taxonomy places the organism in Eukaryota, Metazoa, Arthropoda, Insecta, Thysanoptera, Thripidae. Gene Ontology annotation, cellular component: ciliary transition zone. The coding region runs from base 112 to 681 and encodes 189 amino acids. Gene Ontology annotation, biological process: non-motile cilium assembly. The transcript has 4 exons. The record is from RefSeq and is a predicted model, not a curated record.
ACCCUAGCAACCGGACUUAGCAACGGCCGUUUGUUUAUGUUUUGUUAUAUUCCAUAACAAGUCAGUUUUAUAGUUGAAGGUGCACUAAGUCAAGAAAAACACUUCCUUGAAAUGGCAGAUUUGCGAAAUGAUGAAGACUCUCCCGCAACAGUCAAAGCAUUCUCCUUGAAGCAACAGCCUACACAAGACUUCAUCAGUUUGGGUCACGAAAUCACUUCUUGUUUGCCAUUGCAAAUGAGCCUAUACUUCAAUGUGUUAAUCUUCCCAUUCUGGAUUUUAAUUUCAAUUAUAAUGCUGUAUUUAAAGUAUGAGUACUUGACAACUAUCCAUAGAUUUAUUCUAAUUUUAAUAAUUGUUUGUUUAACCACAAUUGAAAGCAUACGAUUGUACUUGGGAUAUUUGGGCAACCUGUCUGAGAAGGUUCCAGAAUUAGCUGGAUUUUGGGUAUUAUCAAUAGUUUUACAGUUACCACUUCACCUCCUCCUACUCUUCAGCCCACCAAUGUGGCCACUACCUGCUGAAUCAGCAAUUGAAUCUGUGAUGCUCGUUCUCCUUUUGUCUCAACUGAUGACAGGAUUUUUCGCACUCCGUAAAUCUGCUCUCCAUCAAGCUAGAAGAUAUCAUCUUGCUCAGAUUCGCAAUAAAAUGUCUACAGAACAAUCGGAAGUGGAAGUGAAAUAAUGUUUCCUAUGUUAGGAAAAGUGGCCAUUAUUUUUUUGUUAUUAAAGCAAGUGACAAGAAAAUGAACAGUCAAGCAAGUUUACCAUGUAGUAAAUGACUAGGAUACCCCACCCCGUGCAGGUUGUGUCGAUAUCCCGCGUCACCGUCGAGACGCUGGAUAGGAAGAGACCGGCCAUCGGGGAGUAUCGUCGAAUGGAAGUCACCGGACCGCGCUCGGCCCUCCGUCUCCGUCUCCAGGUGGCUGCACCAGGCUGAGUACCCAAGAGCUCACAUGCUCACAUAAACAGUAAGGCUGUCGACUUUACAAAUGUCCACGAAAGCACAAGAUGGACAUUUAGGUUCCUGGCCCUGGCCUCAUGGCGUGAGAUCGAGCGACCCCCUGAAGGCUGUGUGACGGGUGGGCGGAGGGCGGGUCAAUCCAUUGGAAUAUGCGAGGAAGAGAGUUGGCGGAUUAAUAACCAUUGGUCUUGGCAGGAUUGGAAACUCGAACUUGCGAGAAGCAAAUUCCUUGAAGAAUGGAGCGAGGGGGAAUGGGGUGGAGGAGUAACUGGCGGUGCCGUGGUUGCGCGCGGGAGAGAAAGAGAGAUCGGAGGGAGAAAGGGGGGUAGUGGAUGGAACGUUAUUAGUGGUGGUGAAGUGGAAGGGGUGGCAUGGCGUGGCGGGCUGCUAGACGCCGGCGUAUCAAUAUUAAAGCCCAGAAAUGUUCGGGCCAAGCCCACGGCGCCGGCGCCGACCUUCCCUGUUGAAAUAUUGGGCAACGGCCGACUGAGCGAAGAGGACGAAGAAAACAUCGGCCCGCCGGCCGGCCGGAACCGUCUGGCCACCGGGACAAGCAGGCCGACCUCGCCUUCGACUGAACGCUGGGUCUGGAGCUGAUCCUGGGGCGAUAAAAUGUUCGCCAACAACGAGAAGGCGACAGGCGAAAAAAAGAAGGGGGGGGGGUAGAGGCAUGUCCGUUUCACUCCAGUCGACUUUCUCUCACUCGGCAUUCUCUGCCUGGCCAGUCCGGUGCCCUCUCUGCCUUAGUCACCUCCCCACUCUCACUCACCCCCUCCUUAGCCCCUUCUACACUUCCCUCUUUUCACUGUUUCCUCUUUCCUUUAGCCGUCUCCACUUUUUUUCCGGCACACCCAGCUUUGAAGAGAGCGAAUGGUAGAAAAAAUAUGUAUUAAUAUAUAUACCUCCAGGCCAAGGAGGGAGCGAGUGAAGCUAUGGGCUGACUGGCUGACUGACUGACUGACUGACUGGCUGACUGACUGACUGCUGACUGACUGACUGACUGACACGGCAGAGGUCUCCCUCGAUUUUUUUUUCGUCCGCAUUUAAUAAUCUUCCUUCCCGUCCCGAGGGUGUUCUUUUUAAACCUGUCUCCUCAUAACACGCCCGCCCCACUCCUCCCCGCCUCACCACCCUGACCCGCGCUAGACCCUAACAUAAUCCUGACCCCCUCCCCGUUAAGUCGCCCUCAAAUGACGCCUCCUCGCCUCGCACCCCUGUCCGGUCUUCCUUCCUCGUCCCCGGAAUGAGGUUGAGGACAAACACCAGGUAAGCCCGUCAACAAGCUGCCUGCCAGGCCAGGCCAGGAGAGGAGGGGAAGGAUAUCUUUGUUUAGAGGGAUUGGCAGGCAAAACAAGGCGAAUCAGUGCCGAUGAGUUAAUCGGCUAUUCGGGGCACUACUAUGGGGAAUACAUCGUAGAGCUGCCUUCUUUUAUAACCCAGUUUAGUCCAGGAAUAAUCGAUUUCAGCCUGAAAAAAAAGAUGUAGCCUUGCAAAUUUACAAGGCUGGUUCACAAUUUCAUACUCUUUCAUUGAGCAUGGAAUCAAAUUUUCCAAUCCAGUUUUCUUAUGCAAUUCUGUUAUGUAUUGAUGAUUGCGUGUUUAUUUUGCUUUGAAAUAUGUAUAAUACCUGAAAAAAUAUCUGUGUAAUUAUGAGGAAAUUUAAAAAACCACAGAAAAAAAAAGGAACAUUAAAAAAUAUUUGUACAUAGCUCCCUCAUGAGAGUCUUGUGUACUAAAAUAUGUGUGUGGUGCUGGUUUUGGGUUGAGGGAGAGGGCAAACGAGGGAGAAACAGACAAAGUUGGGCAAAGUCGUACCUUAGUAGUGUUUGCAGUGCACAGCUGGUGAAGGCGGGGCGAGGCGGGAGCUCACGGAGUGUGAUGUGGUCGCCCCGUUUCAGUCGCCACCUGCCGACUGAUUCAGAGGAUCCCCUUCCUCGCUCUGUCUCUCUCGCACGCAUGGAGC